CGGUCGGACAAACGUUCGGGGUUUGCAUUAGAGAUCAAAUUCUUCGGUCAAUCAUAAAAGUGUAAUGUAAAGUGAAGGAAUUCUCUACUAUCAAUGCAAUGAUAAAGAUUGCUUUAUCACAUCGUUUGAGAUUGAACGUGACGAAAAAUAAAUUAUUACCAACACUAGAGCAAUCCAGCGGAACCACCAACGGUGUUGGUAAUGAGUAACAGUUGCAUCCUGUAGUGUAAUAGAGUUGUUGUCCCGAUUGUUGUUUGUUAUAUUUCUAAGAAGGCAUCCAGUCGUAGUGCCGCCAAACUUGCGAAGCCAUGAACGAACUCAUCAACGGAACGCUCACGGGGACGUCGGUCGACGAGGGACGGGGCUGGCCAAACGCUACUUCCGUUCUGCCAACGUCAUCCGGGGCGGUCGGUGACGAUGGCUUGGAGGAUGCGUACAGCACCUUCCCGGACGAAACCAGCCGGUUUUCCCGGGCACUCCUCACGUUCGCUGCCACGGCCACAAUACUCAUCAUGAUAACGGGCAUCGUCGGCAACCUGCUGACCAUCGUAGCGCUCUUAAAGUACCCCAAAAUGCGGAACGUGGCGGCAAUCUUCAUCGUGAGCUUAUGCAUCGCCGAUUGCAGUUUCUGUCUGAUUGUGCUGCCGUUUAACGCAAUUCGAUUUAUUCGCGGGACGUUGUUGCACGGCGAACAAAGCCUGUGGUGCACGCUGAUAACCUUCAUCCAGUAUGGCAGCGUCGGCGUAUCGUUGCUCUGCAUCACGAUGAUCACCAUCAAUAGGUACAUCAUGAUCGCACACUACAACAUUUAUGCGAAGGUGUACAAAACCACCUGGAUCGCCGUAAUGAUCGUCACCUGUUGGUUGUUUUCCUAUGGCUUCCAGCUGCCAACGCUAUUCGGGGUGUGGGGAAGGUUCGGCUACAACAAGCAGCUUGGGACGUGCUCUAUUCUGCCGGACGAACAUGGGCGGAGCAGCAAAACGGCAAUGUUCAUCAUUGCCUUCCUCAUUCCAUGCAUCAUCAUCAUAAUAUGCUACAGUCGUAUUUUCUGGGUCGUUCACGCGUCGGAAAAGCGUAUGAAAAAUCAUUCCAAAUCGCAAUGCAGCAUUCCGAACAACCUGCGAUCGGCGGUCGAUCCGGCCGCCCCGCUAUCGUCCGCCAGCUCCAGCUCGGCCAACAACAACUCCAUCAGCUACACGGCCAGCUCCUCGGCGGUGAAGGUAGCAGGUGGUCGGGCUGGUACCACCACCACCACUACCUCCGCCAACGACACCCGGGACGCGAAGGCGAAACGCAACGAAUGGCGCAUCACCAAGAUGGUCCUGGCAAUCUUCCUGUCGUUCGUUAUGUGCUACCUGCCGAUCACGAUAUCGAAGAUCGUCGAUAAGAAUGUGUCGGUGCCGGUGCUGCACAUCAUCGGCUACAUUAUGCUGUACCUGUCCGCGUGCAUCAACCCGAUCAUCUACGUGAUCAUGAACAAACAGUACAGGCAGGCGUACAAGAUAUUGCUCUUCUGCAAGCCGGGUCGUCUGCUGGGAUUCACGCACGGUGGUAGCAGCGUCGGAGAAAUGGAAAGACACAGGGUACAGCUACAACCACAGUCGUACCAUGGUGUCCCAAGUCUCAAUAGCCGAACCAGAGUCGCCGUACCUUCCCCAAUCCAACCGACUGCGCCAAGAUUCGCCACACCCGCAACAUUUAGUCGCCAUUCAAGAUAGCUAGACCGCACGCAACAACGUGGACGAACUGAAAAGUAUGACCAGUGGUUAACAACGUGGUAGCGGCAAGCGGUUGAAUAAAAUCCGCUAUUCCUUACGUUACAAGAAGAAGGAUCCCACAGAUGCAAGAAAGCGACACAUACAGUCAAAUAAGCAUACACCAAAAUGGAUCGAGGACCAAACUCACCAAACGGACGAGAAAACUGAACGCUUGAACGCAGGGGGAAAACCCCGGUGGCCAUAGACGGAAACCACGCCAUAUACCAAACGGCUUGCGACCGUGUAUCGAACUCCUCUAUCGCACACAGUCCGUGUCAAAACAUUCACGAUGCCAAACUAGUUUAGUUUUAACCGUCUGCAACGCGAAUUAAACUCAAAGAAACAUUUUACAGGGGAGGGGGGUUGUUUUUUGUUUGCUACAGGACACUCGAAUUCGCCUCCGCGUUGCAGCAGCACUGGUCGAAUAGCCUUAGGAAGUAAAACGAAUGGAAAGGGCUCCAAAGAUCAAACAAACACAGGAUACAACUGACGGACGAAACUGUGGUCGCGUUCCUGUGGCCUAUGGACUAUUCAGUUACUUUUUACAAUUACUAGAUAAGAUUAAAUUAUUCAACGUACUGUUCGGGCACUCGUUUUACAGAGACUACUUUCCCCUAGUGGUUAUCUUCCUCAGCCUAUACACUCUCUAUACUGUACAAAUGAAAACGAAGUGAAUAAAGACAGCUGUUACGAUUAAGUAGAAUGGAAACGAUUGUCCAGUUAGGGCUUGGUUUUAAUAAAACAGAAGAAAUCAUA
This is a messenger RNA of Anopheles coustani, 2513 nucleotides long. RefSeq names its product G-protein coupled receptor moody (gene moody). The record is from RefSeq and is a predicted model, not a curated record. Gene Ontology annotation, biological process: G protein-coupled receptor signaling pathway. The transcript has 11 exons. Gene Ontology annotation, cellular component: membrane. The coding region runs from base 309 to 1718 and encodes 469 amino acids. Lineage: Eukaryota; Metazoa; Arthropoda; Insecta; Diptera; Culicidae. Gene Ontology annotation, molecular function: G protein-coupled receptor activity.